AUGCAGCCACGGAACCGGGAUGCCUUCAAGACACCGAAUCUCAGCAAGCCUCCCUCAAAGGUGGUCGCAGUCUCUACGACUACAGUGUUCAAAAAGCAGAAGCUUGACAGACCGCAGCUGCAAUGCACCUCUCGCAGUCCGCAGCGCUCAACCGUGAGAAAGACGAGACGGAAGACCCAUGUGGAAGAAGUGCAUCCGCUCGCAUUGGCGUUCAGAGAGACUAGUGAAGAGUACCGACGCCACCUCUUUGCGAAUGCUGCGACCAAGAUCGACGAAGACCUCGAGAUGCUACUCAACAAGCUGUAUGAAAGAAACCUCCAGGACGCCUCCUCGAACCCUGCCAACAACGAUUCACAUGGCUCGCCUCUCAUGCUCACCAUUCCCGCCCAGUAUCAGCGUCUCGUUCAAAAACUUUGCAACCCUCUCUCCGGUCACCGAUAUUCACUUCAACGGGCAAACUCCUUGGGCGAGAUGGAGGAUGUACAGAUCACUGUGCAUGACCGCUUCCAGUCGUUCGAAGAAAACGUACAAGCCGAGACGAAGGUAAUCAAAAAUCUGCAGCGUCAGUGGGAAGGCGUGGUGGCUGAGAUCUUCUCACUGGGUGUCGCUUGUCUAGGCGAAGACACCAUAGCCACUGUACUCUCAACCGCCGAACCUGAUGCAGAUGAUGCUGAGCCGACUCUGUUUGUUCCGGAACACAAAAGCUCGGCAAACAAAGGUAAAGCGAAGAUGAAACGCGUGUCAUUCGCGGGUCCGGACAUGGCGAACCUGUUCCCAGUAUUUCUAUUGCAGACGUCAGAACAACAAAAGCUGAUACCUGCCACUCGCAACCUACCGAUUGAAGAAUUCCGUCAACUCGAGCAGGCAAUCGCAGACAUGGGCAAGCAGCAUAUAGCUGACCUACAGCGAUUGGAGAGGGAGCAUCAGGCGUGGUGGAAGAAGAAGCAGAUCCAGCUUCAACACACCUUCAUGCAAGACUAA
Molecule: messenger RNA, 981 nt
Organism: Didymella exigua CBS 183.55
Lineage: Eukaryota; Fungi; Ascomycota; Dothideomycetes; Pleosporales; Didymellaceae
Exons: 2
Coding region: 1-981 (326 amino acids)
Source: RefSeq, a predicted model, not a curated record